CGCAUUCGCCUCUCUAUGUGACUCAUAGGUGCCUUCGUGCCUUCGUUUAUAAUUCUCUCUCUAAAAUCUCUUGAAACUUGUAUGCAUUUGCCCCUCUCUCUCUACAAGCAAUCUGGUCUCUUUCUCUCUACAAACCUACCGCGCUGCGCUCUCUCCCUCUUCAAAUUAUGCAUUCCUUUGCCGCUCUUUGCAAGCACUGCGUCUCCUCCACUUUCUCUCUCCUAAUCCCUACAGUAUCUCUCCCACUUUCUCUCUCCUAAACCCUACAUUCUCUCUCUCUCUCUCUACAAAUUAAAACCUUUCUGCACCUCUCUCCCUUUCUUUCUCUUCAAAUCAACUGCACAUCUCUGUCCCUCUCGUGCAACUUCAAAUUCAGAGACUUCCAUUUUUCUCUGUCUAAGAUCAUGAAUCUCUGCAAGUUUUCUUUUGAUUUCCCACUCUGUGCUCUGUAAUGCUUGCGUUUAAGCCAUGGAGCUCACAGAUGAGCAGAGAAAGAGGGCUGAGGCCAAUAGGCUUGCUGCUCUCGCCAAGAAAAGGCAGAGAGAAAACCCCAAUUCAUGGCAGCUUUUCAAGUGCCGAAAGGUUUCAAGAAGCUCAUCCGAGAGUGAGAAAGCUGCAGAGAAUGAAAAUAAGAUAACAGAGAAAGCAUGCGAAGGUUUUAGGGUUAAUAUUGAGAUUUGUUCAUCUGAUGGGUUCUCCAUGGCUAUUGAGCGAGUUCCCGGGUUCUUUUACUACAGAGAAACGGAGUUUCAGCAGAGGGUUGAGCCUUGUCUUUCUUCGGUUGUUCCUCUUCGCUAUGUUGAAGUCGGGGGUCGUGGAAAGGUACCUGUUUAUAAGCUCAAGGACUAUGAUUUGGUGGUGAGAUGCCUAAAGAAAAUCCCAAGAAUUCAAUUGCAAGAGAUACCUUGGAGAACACUUGCAGUAGUUCAAAAAUUAUCUUAUUCCUCUAUUGGAGGCAAGUGGAUUCCAUGCAUGCCAAAUCAUGUGUCAGACGAUGAAGUAGAUGCAUUGCUAGGAAAGUUGCCGAGAAAGUUACGAGAUUUGCUUCUACCAUUUCAAUUAGAUGGUGUUAAAUUUGGUUUACGAAGAGGUGGGCGCUGUCUCAUUGCUGAUGAAAUGGGGCUUGGGAAAACCAUUCAGGCAAUAGCCAUUGCAUGUUGUUUUAUGAGUGAAGGUCCUGUUCUUGUUGUAUGCCCAGCCAUUUUGCGGUAUUCUUGGGCAGAAGAACUGGAGCGCUGGCUUCCAUUUUGUUUACCAGCAGAUAUUCAUCUCGUUUUUGGCCAUCAAAAUAAUCUUGGGAACUUGACAAGAUGCCCCAAAGUAGUUGUUAUCUCCUACACAAUGCUUCAUCGUUUGCGAAAGAGUAUGCUAGAGCAACAAUGGGCAGUUAUGAUUGUGGAUGAGUCUCACAAUGUCCGAUGUACUAAGAAAAUGAUAGAGUCCCAAGAGACAAAAGCUGUUCUUGACAUGGCAACCAAUGUGAAUCGCAUAAUCUUGCUUUCGGGAACUCCUUCAUUGUCAAGGCCUUAUGAUAUCUUUCAUCAGAUAAAUAUCCUAUGGCCAGGGUUGCUAGGCAAAGACAAAUAUGAGUUUGCGAAAAUCUAUUGCUCCAUGAAGAUAAUCCAAGGGAUCCAAGGGAAUUCUUAUAAGGAUUUUUCAAAGGGUGUUCGCUUGCAGGAGCUUAAUGUGCUACUCAAGGAAACAGUUAUGAUAAGGCGGAUGAAGGAGCAAGUGAUGGUACAACUACCACCUAAACGCCGCCAGAUCAUUAGAUUAAAGUUGAAACAAUCGGAUAUUAAUGCUGCAAUGGAAGCUGUAAGGGGCGGCACAGGGUUGUGCAUGGAUAAUGAAUGCAAUUGUAGAUCUAUGUUGCACUCUUCCCCUUGCCAUAAUGGUCCUAAUGGUGCUCCUUCAGAUAAUUGCUUUGAAUCAAAAGAUAUUAGGACUCAGCACAGUACUUCGAGAGAGAUGUCAUAUCAAGAGAUAGGCAUUGCAAAGCUAUCUGGAUUUUGUGAGUGGCUUUCGAACCAUCCAGUUUUCAUGGAAGCUGAGGAUGUACAAAUUUCUGACAAGGGACCAUGCUUCCAGAAAAUGAUCAUUUUUGGGCAUCAUUUGAAGGUUCUUGAUGGAAUACAGGAUGUCACUUGUCGGAGGGGAGUUGAUUUUGUCCGUAUUGAUGGGAGCACACUUCCUAGAGCUAGGCAGAUGGCAGUGGAAGCUUUUCGUUCAAGGGCUGAGGUGAAGAUCGCAAUAAUUGGUAUCACGGCUGGUGGAGUUGGACUGGACUUUUCCUCUGCUCAAAAUGUGGUCUUUGUGGAGCUUCCAAAAUCUGUUUCAGAAUUGCUUCAGGCUGAGGAUAGGGCUCAUAGGAGAGGACAAUCAAAUGCUGUCAAUAUUUAUAUCUUUUGUGCAAAGGGUACCUCGGAUGAAGCACAAUUGCAACGUUUAAACAAAAGUUUAUACCGUGUUUCAACUAUGAUGAAUGGAAGAGAUGAUGCUAUACAGGAGAUAAAGGUUGACACAGUCCAAAGUCUAGAUUUUCUGGAUGAUUUUGGGGCCUCCAAUGAGAAUGCCUUUACCAAAGAAAACAUGAAAGUAAAUUAUUUAAAUCAGGAUUCGGUCAGUAGGUUCGUUAAGUGCAGUGCCGAAGAUGAAAGCAUGCCCAAGGCCAAGGGUGAUGCUACUUCUUUCUCCAAAUUCGAGCCAACAAAUUCUCAAUUAUCUCCAGCAAAUGAGAAAAUGCAGACUGAGGAAGCACCCAGUGAAGCAUCUAUAAUCGGUAAAAGUGGAGUUGGACAACAGAUUGAAGCUGAUGGAUUUGGCUCCAUUUCUCCAAACUCACUUCGGUUUGAGGUAAGUCGACAUACCGGAAGGGUGCACUUACACAUAUGCAUUCCAGGUGAGGAUUCACGACCAAGGCUUCUUUCUGAAAACUUUAGGCCAGAGGAUCUGGAGUCACACAGUUUAUGUACUAGUACUAUGAACAAGGAAGCCAUGCCAAUACAGGAGAAUCCGAUAUAUAGGGAUGUUUUGCUUGCUUUCCUAAAGGAAUGGAACAAUCUAAGACCUGUUGAGCGGAGUAAAUUGCUGGGAAAACCCCUGCAGCUGCCUUUGGAUCUUGAGCUCUACUAUUUGAAGGAAGAGCGCAACCAUGGAUCUGGAGGACUGUUGAAAGGCAAAAGUAGAAGGCGUUUUACUCCUCUAAAUGAGCUAAGUUGUGCUCUGCCUGAGAAUGCAAUGUGGAAAAAGAUCACCCUUAGUAGCGGCCAUCCCAAUAAGGAGAAAGAAUACAUGCAGGCCUGGACCAUAGCGGAUGAGCCACUUUGUAAACUCUGUCAAAAACUUUGCACUGGCCACCUCUCAAAGGAACCAGAGUUUUUUGAGGAUCUCUUUUGUAAUUUAUGCUGCUAUGAGGAAUACAGGAUAAGAACUAGCCAACAAGCACUAAGAGAGGCACUUUUCCAGAUUGAGCAGGGUGUUUGUACUAACUGCAAGUUAGAUUGCCAUAAGCUUGUUAAAUGUAUAAAGCCCUUAUCUGUUAAUACUCGAAGAGACUAUGUUCAAAAGGCUGCUCCCAAUGUUGCCAAGCAUAAGAGCUUGUUGGACAAGCUCAUCCAUGAACCCGUAGAAGGCAAUGCAUGGCAUGCAGACCAUAUUGUUCCAGUCUACAAAGGGGGUGGGGAAUGCACCUUAGAGAACAUGAGGACAUUAUGUGUUGCUUGCCAUUCUGAAGUUACAGCUGCUCAAAGAGAUGAAAGAUGCAUGUUGAGAACCAAGGCUAAAGAGCAACUCAGGGUCUUAAUACUGGAGCUUAAAGAUGGAGCCAACGAGGAGCCACUCAAGUUAAUGGAAAGAGUGCUAUUGGAGGAGCAAAAUUGUGAAGAUGAUGAGCUGUUGGUUGAUGUUCCUGGGAGCUCAUAUUCCAUAACAACAAAGCAUGAUACAGAUGUCACAUGAAAAUACCCCGCCUAAAAUAUAUUUUUUGAUAUGGAAAAUCUUUUCUCGGCUAUAAUGGAGGCCAAUAUAAGAGGGGUAAAGCUCCCUGCUCCCCUCUUAUUUUCCUCUUUUCUUUUUUUUUGGUCCCCUAUUCCGAGUAGGGGAGGGGGGUGGGGGUAAGAAGUAGGGGGUUAUAGGGUAGUGUAAUUUUAAAUGCAGCCUCUUGAUUUAAGUGCUUCUUCUCAAUUUUGAAUGCAGCCUCUUGAUUCAAGUGUAUUAUUGUUAUUAUUUUUUGACAGGAGGUCCUUAAUGUAUGUGUAACAAGUGGGUUAUUAUGGCUUUCAUAAACAUUAACAAAGGCCAAGAAAUUCUUUUUGGAAAAUAUACAUUUUCAUGUUACAGCGUGGGAAUUCACCUCCCUUGAGGUUUAAUCGCAUGGUGUGCGUGGUAUUGGGUUA
Molecule: messenger RNA, 4394 nt
Organism: Amborella trichopoda
Lineage: Eukaryota; Viridiplantae; Streptophyta; Magnoliopsida; Amborellales; Amborellaceae
Product: SNF2 domain-containing protein / helicase domain-containing protein / HNH endonuclease domain-containing protein
Biological process (GO): replication fork processing; DNA repair
Cellular component (GO): nuclear replication fork
Molecular function (GO): ATP binding; nucleic acid binding; zinc ion binding
Source: RefSeq, a predicted model, not a curated record